AUGCAGUUCCAGUGUGACGUAAACCGGCUCCAGUGGAUUGACCAAUGGGAAUGCGCCACAUGGAUGGGAUGUUUAGUCUCAAACUCAGACACACUGACAGCUAACUUCUUGGACAGCGGUGGACGCGAUUCACUUCCUAAGCUCCUUGAAGUGCUGUCAAAAUGUUUGAAAGGCAGCUAUCACCAAUCAUCAGAAAGUAUAGCUGUAAUGUCUGUAGAUUUGGGCAACCAGUUCAUGAAGAUUGCAAUUGUCAAGCCUGGUGUACCCAUGGAAAUAGUAUUAAACCUAGAAUCUAAACGAAAAACUGCCUCCUUGGUUGCUUUACGAAAUGAAAGGGAAUUUUCUGACAUGGCUCAGACAACACAAGUACGGUUUCCAUUGACUGCUUACUGGUACCUCCUUGAUGUCAUUGGCAAACAGUUUGAGGAUCCAGCUGUAGCAAAAUAUCAAAAACGUUUUCCAUACUAUACACUGGUGAGGGAUGAAAAUAGAGGAACAGUGCUGUUUAAAAUAAAUGGUGAAACAUUUUACAGUCCAGAAGAGUUGCUGGCUAUGUUGCUUGAAUAUUGCAAACAUUUGGCGGAAGAAUUCGCUGAACAACCAAUCAAAGAUGCUGUAGUAACUGUGCCACCACAUUUCAAUCAGGCAGAAAGAAAGGCUGUGAGAGAUGCUGCUCAGAUUGCAGGCUUAAACUUACUUCAACUGAUGAGUGACAAUGCAGCAGUGGCUUUGAAUUACGGAGUUUUCCGAAGAAAAGAUUUUGACUCUAAACCCCAAUACAUUAUGUUUUAUGACAUGGGUGCAAGCUAUACAUCAGCAACAAUUGUUGGUUACAUGCUACAGAAAAGUAAAGAGGGCUCACGUGUGGAAUCAAACCCCCAACUGACAAUUCAUGGGGUUGCAUUUGAUAAUACAUUGGGUGGCCUGGAAAUGACUCUCCGGUUACAAAAGUAUUUUGCUGAUGAAUUCAAUAAGCAAAAGCAAACAAAGACAGAUGUUUACACAAAUCUACGAAGCAUGGCAAAACUUUUUAAAGAAGCUGAGCGUGUGAAGAUGGUGCUCAGUGCCAAUUCAGAACAUUAUGCUCAAAUUGAAAACUUGUUAGAAGAAAAAGACUUUCGUUUACUGGUGACACGAAACCAUAUUGAAAAACUUUUUGCAGACUUGUUUGAUAGAGUUGUGAUUCCAGUACAAAAAGUGAUAGAAAGUUCAGGAAUAUCAUUGAGUGAAAUUGGUGAUGUCAUAUUGAUGGGUGGGUGCACACGUAUACCCAAAGUGCAAGAGAUGCUUCUGAAGUUCUUGAAGCGUAAUGAACUUGGAAAGAGCAUUAAUACUGAUGAGGCAGCAGCCAUGGGGGCUGUGUAUCAGGCUGCCCAUCUUAGCCAAGGAUUUAAAGUAAAGAAGUUUUUGGUCAAGGAGGCAACUGUUUACCCCAUCAUUGUGGAGUUUCAACGACAAAGACCAAAUGAAGAUGGUUCAAGUUCAUCAAAGAGUGUCAAGAGAACAUUGUUUGGUCGAAAUAAUGCUUACCCAAUUAAGAAAGUAAUGACCUUCAAUAAACAUAACAAUGAUUUCAACUUUGGUGUUAGCUAUGGAGAUCUUGAUUUCCUUGAUCCAGAGCAUAGGAAGUCUUUCAGCUCCUUGAUACUACAGAAUAUCACUUUGACUGGUGUAGGUGAUGCACAUUCUAAACAUGCAUCCAAUGCAGAAUACAAAGGUGUCCGUGCACAUUUCCGUAUGGAUGAAAGUGGAUUGUUGCACUUGGAUGGAGCUGAGUCUGUUUUUGAAAAAUCACCAGAAGGUGAUGAAAAGGAGGAAUCAGCUUGGUCCAAACUUGGAAAUACUCUGAGUGGAUUUUUCCGGGGUAAACAAGAUGAAAAUGCUGAAGGCGCCAUAACACCUGAAGAGGGAACUGAUAGCAAAUCCUCCUCACCAGAGGCUGAUGCCACUCAAACUGCAGGAGAUACUUCAAGUACAGCAGGACAGGAAGAUAAGACUGCAACCAAGGAAGAAAAGAUUGAGAAACCUGCUGGGAAGGCAGAAGAGAAGAGUGAAAAGUCAUCUGAGCAAGAGAAGAGUGAAAAACCUGAAAGUAACAAAGAAAAAGUUAAUGAGGGAACCGCAAAACCUGAUGCUACAAACCAGACCAAUACCACUCAGGAUAAAGCUGAGGCUAUAAAAGCUAAGAAACCCACUAUUUUAAAAGAAAAUUUGAAGAUUGAUAUUGCUCUUAUGGAUUUAGUGCCAAUGCCUGAAGGAACAAUGAAAGCCUCCAAAAAUCGUUUAGCCUUGUUAAAACAGAAAGAUGAAGAAAAGAAAGCUUUAGAGCGAUCCAAAAAUGAACUUGAGGCAUUCAUUUUUGACAUUCAAGAUAAAUUGGCACAAGAUGAUUACAUAAAAUGUUCGACUGAAGAACAAAGAGAAAUUAUCAGCAAAAAAUGUUCAGAGGCUUCAGACUGGUUAUAUGAACAGGGAGAUGAUACCCCAACAAAGGAAUAUGUAGAUAAAUUACAUGUAUUAGUGGAGUCAACAAAGGACCUUAAGAUGCGUGUCAAAGAAAUACUAGAACGACCAGAAGCUCUGGAGGCUUUGAGAAAUAUGUUAAAUCAAUCUGAAUAUUUCCUCAAGUCUGUCCGUAACCUUACCCUUGGAGAUGACCCUGUGUUCACUCUGGUUGAGGCUAAUACCCUUGGCAAGCUGAUCAAUGAGACCUAUGCAUGGCGUGACAAUAUGAUAGCAGAACAAGCAAAGACACCAAACUAUGAAAAACCAAAACUGCUGGUUGAGGACAUUGCCCUCAAGAUCCGUGAUUUGGACAGAGAAGUUAAUUAUCUUUUGUACAAAGCCAAGAGCUACAAGGCAAAACCAAAGACAAAACCUCAAGAAAAGAGUAACACAACAAAUUCCACAGACAAAGCAGACUCUACAAAGAAACCUAAAGCAGAAAAUGAAACAAAAGAUUCUGCAUCAACUGAAGAGCCUUCCUCUCCAAAAGUUGAUUCCUCACCUAGUGUGGAACCUAAGAAUGAGCAAGAAGAAGUUGUAAUGAGUGACACAGAAAGUGCCAAACCAACAGAAAAAAAUAGCAAAAAAGAACCGAGCAAAGAAAGUCCUUCACAGAGAAAUAAUGGAGAAUUGUAA
Messenger RNA from Acanthosepion pharaonis, 3141 nucleotides. The record is from the annotation of a GenBank genome assembly. Lineage: Eukaryota; Metazoa; Mollusca; Cephalopoda; Sepiida; Sepiidae.